AUGGAAGACCCCGACAUUCCUGAACAUUCUCCCAGCCUGCAAAUGGAGAAGGUUUCCGAUGAAGUUCUUACUGCACUCUUCGAUACCGCGCCGGUUCUACAUUCCUACGAAGGAACACGUAUUGUGCGCCUGUCACGCACACUGAUCCUCAAAGGUGGGACUGGUGCACGACCUUGUGAGGCCAAUAUCCUAAGGCUUGUUGCUGGGGCGAGGGAGCGAGAGGGAUCGAAGACAAUCCCAGUGCCCAGGGUUCACAGAGUUCUCAACGUCGAAACGGAAAAUGUCUUUUCUGGCUGCAAAUGCCUAAUCCUCAUGGAUUUCGUCGACGGCACAUCAAUCGAGCAAUGCUGGGGUGACUUGAGUCAGGCAGCACGUGUGGAUGUUGUCUCUCAAGUCGCUUCAAUGAUUAAUGCUCUACGGUCUAUUGCGCUAUCCCAGGAGCAGCAGCAGCAGCCCGGCCCAGUGGACUGUAAAGGCUGCGUGGCCCGUGGUUACUGGUUUACGGACAUAGGAGCCGGGCCAUUUAAUUCGAAAAAGCACCUUGAAGCUUGGUUCAACCGUCGACUUGAAAUCUCUCAGAAAUUCCACCAGGCACCCGAAACUGUUCCACCGUUUCAUUUUGACAAACUAGUUCUCACUCACUUAGAUAUCUCACCCCGUAAUUUAAUCUUGGGCCCUGAUGGCAAAGUUUGGCUUAUUGACUGGGGUGAUGCUGGGAUAUACCCUGAUGGAUUUGAAAUCGCGUCGCUGAAAGCACGGAGGUUCGAAGCGCCAUAG
Messenger RNA from Aspergillus tanneri, 777 nucleotides. RefSeq lists its product as uncharacterized. NCBI's taxonomy places the organism in Eukaryota, Fungi, Ascomycota, Eurotiomycetes, Eurotiales, Aspergillaceae. Bases 1 to 777 code for a protein of 258 amino acids. The transcript is spliced from 3 exons. The record is from RefSeq and is a predicted model, not a curated record.